AUGGAGGAUAUCCCCCGAGAAUCCUCCAUAGAAGGACAACUGAGUCCAGACGACUUCAACACCGAAGAAAUGGCACUUCGAGAUGAGCUCGACGGUAAGCUCAGGGCAGCUGUCGAUGUCUAUUCCGAAGCCCCAUAUGGAAGCUUUGACUGUCUGACUUUUCGCUUGCGGGAGGUCAACAUCAAACUCGCACUGAGCCAAUUGGAUUGGCGCGUAUUGUCAAGGAAAUACAAAAGCACCAAUGAGAAUGACCCAGCCUACUCCGACCUGAUAAGGCACUAUUACUUGGAGCAAGACGAUAACGCCACGGAACUUUUUAUGUUGUUGUUGGGAGAAUUAACGUUGGAAGAGGAGGAGAGGUUUUUGGCGCAUAUGGAAAGGGCGUACGGGCUUGCGGAAGCUGGUGGCGAAGUCUGGUCCCCUAUCACGGGUUGGGCUAAGAAGGCAGACGUGAGUGCAGCACAAAUUUUCCCGCGCCAAAUUGGGCAAGAGAAGCUGGCGACGAUUUUCGGGGACACAUUCGAUGGCAAUAUCCAAGGGGCAGAGAAUGGGCUUUUCUUGCAAACCGCUCUCAAAUCUGCUUUCGAGGACUACAAGGUUGCAAUCGUCCCAGAUGCAAUCGAAGCUCACCCUUGCGAAUACAAGUUUGUCGUCCUCGACCCGAAUAUUUUGAACCUGCGGGUGAAAGUGGAGAUGACAUUCGACGAGCUGAAUGGGCGGAGACUCAUUUUCAGACCUGGAUGCGAUUUCAGGCCCAACUGGCGAUUCCUCCAUUUCCAUUAUGCUGUAUCUAUGCGGCUAGCGUUGCAGAAAAGCGGACCCUCCAGGGAAUUGUCACAAGGGGUGCUCUCAGAGCUUGGAGGGGUAUGGAAAGACCCAACCAUGGUUAUAAAUGCGGAGUUGCUUGAUGGAUUCGUUAGAGCGCUCGAAGCUUAUCGAGAGAUUUGGGAAAAGAAAAUGAAGGCAGAGCAGACUUCUGCAAAAGAAGGUGAGGUGUCAGAGGACUAA
Messenger RNA from Histoplasma mississippiense, 1008 nucleotides. RefSeq lists its product with no specific name. NCBI's taxonomy places the organism in Eukaryota, Fungi, Ascomycota, Eurotiomycetes, Onygenales, Ajellomycetaceae. The transcript is spliced from 2 exons. The record is from RefSeq and is a predicted model, not a curated record. The coding region runs from base 1 to 1008 and encodes 335 amino acids.